UCAAAAAAAAAAAAAACUCUUAAAUGAUAAUUAACCCAACAGCAAGCGAAGGACGGUGGUGGAAAUCGCGAAGCUCAAAUGAUCCUAUAGCUCAACUCGCCAAACAUCUGCGAGACUUAGGAAUCUUUUUCAUAAAUCUCUUCUCCAUGGAUUUUAGCCAGCCUGCAGGGGAAAACUAUGCCAAUCCAAAGACAUGCUUCUUUCAUGUGCUCUUCAAGGCUGCAGCUCUGGCAUUCUACAUACUCUCAGCUCUGUUUUUUAAUAACUUUGUUAUUAUCUUUGUGGUAACCGUUGUUCUUGCUGCCCUUGAUUUUUGGGUGGUGAAGAAUGUGAGCGGCCGGAUCCUAGUUGGGCUUAGGUGGUGGAAUGAGAUAAAUGAGGAGGGGGAGAGUGUAUGGAAGUUUGAAUGUCUUGAUCAACAGUCGUUGGCUCGUAUGAAUAAGAAGGAUUCAUGGCUAUUUUGGUGGACAUUAUACCUUACUGCAGCUGCUUGGAUCGUACUUGGAAUAUUUUCAAUUAUAAGGUUCGAGGUUGAUUAUGUCCUGGUAGUGGGAGUUUGUUUGAGCCUCAGCAUUGCAAACAUUAUUGGGUUCACCAAAUGUCGCAAAGAUGCCAAGAAGCAGAUUCAAGCAUUUGCCUCCCAGACUAUUGCUUCUCAUUUCUCAUCUACCAUACAGUCUGCAUUUAGUGUAGUGUGAGUUUCCUGAACCGAAAAGGUUAUCCGAAUACAUCAUUCUGUUUGCUUAACUAAGAUGCUACUAUCGACAUUAGACUUUUUUGUUUCUGUUUUCUAUCUUCAUUGUGGCAACAACUUUGGAAUUUCGAAAUUUGUUUUAUUUUUGGAAGCUGCAAGGACAAUGUGAUGUAGGCAUGUAAAGAAGAGAAGAGGAUAAAAUUGUAAAGAUAUUAAAAGGUUUUUGGAAUGCACAUGAUUUUAUAAUCAAA
Messenger RNA from Hevea brasiliensis (rubber tree), 945 nucleotides. RefSeq names its product Golgi apparatus membrane protein-like protein ECHIDNA. Bases 24 to 698 code for a protein of 224 amino acids. Gene Ontology annotation, biological process: protein secretion; vesicle-mediated transport. The transcript has 6 exons. The record is from RefSeq and is a predicted model, not a curated record. Lineage: Eukaryota; Viridiplantae; Streptophyta; Magnoliopsida; Malpighiales; Euphorbiaceae. Gene Ontology annotation, cellular component: Golgi membrane.